Cavenderia fasciculata is the source of this 1260-nucleotide messenger RNA. RefSeq lists its product as uncharacterized. The record is from RefSeq and is a predicted model, not a curated record. Bases 1 to 1260 code for a protein of 419 amino acids. Lineage: Eukaryota; Evosea; Eumycetozoa; Acytosteliales; Cavenderiaceae. The transcript is spliced from 2 exons.
AUGGCAAACCCAGCAGCCAAGAGAAUUAUGAGAGAGAUACAAGAAAUGCAAUCGGAUCCAUCUCCAGAUUAUACAGCUGCACCAUUAGAGGAUAAUAUGUUUGAAUGGCAUUUCACAAUAAGGGGAGCAAGUGGAACUGAUUUCCAAGGUGGAAUUUAUCAUGGUCGUAUCAUUCUCCCUGCAGAGUAUCCUUUCAAACCACCCAAUAUCGUAUUGUUGACACCAAAUGGAAGAUUUCAAGAGGGUGCAAAGAUCUGCUUGUCGAUAUCGGCGCAUCAUCCAGAGACAUGGAUGCCAUCGUGGAGCAUUUCUACAAUUUUGAUUGCAUUGAUUGGGUUCAUGCCAACAGAAGCUAAUGGUGCAGCUGGUGCUGUCGAAUACCCACCAGCAGAGAGAAAGUUAUUGGCAAAUGCAUCGUUACAUUGGAGUUGUUCAAAGUGUGGAGUACAUAAUAGAACAGCACUACCAAAGAUUGAAAAGGCUCCAACUACUGAUAAUAGUAGUAGUACUACAAGUACAACUUCAACUACAUCAACUACUUCUACAUCAUCAACUACUACUGUUGAUACUGGCUCAUCAGAUGAUGUUAUUGAUGCAACCAAAGAAGAACAACAACAACAACAACAACAACAACAACAACAACAACAACAAGAUAAUACUAAUAACAAUCAAGAAGAAGAGAUUAGUAAUGUAAAUAAUAAUAAUAAUAAUAAUAUAAAUGAUGGAGAACAACUCAACUCAAUAAGAGCCGAGCCAAAACCAAUAGAGGCCAAUGAAUCAACAGUGGAUACAAAACAUUUCAAUACAACUAAUUUAUCAACGUCGUCACCAUUAUCAUCCACUACUCCUCCCAUUCAAACUCAAAUUACAACACCAAAGCCAAUGGCACCAAAAUCUACAACACCACCACCACAACAACAAUCCAUAUCUACAACACCUACCAAGUCUUCUACAACACCAAAACCAAUGACACCAAAAUCUACAACACCACCAGCGGCAACCUCUACACCAAAUAACAAUGGUUCACCUAGAUUGGUAUCAAAUACUCUACAACCACCAGCAGCAACAACAGCUGUGGCUGCUGGUCAGGUGACUAGAAGAAAUAUUGCAGCAGAUCCAGUGGUAGCAGCAGCAGCGGCACCAGUUCAAGCCGCCAAUCAAGCUGUAAAUUCCCCACCAAGCACAACUAGUCUCGAUAGACUUAUUAUCAUUGUAUUUGUUAUAUUCCUUAUUCUUUUAUACAGAAAGUUUUUCUAUUAA